This is a messenger RNA of Mus caroli (Ryukyu mouse), 1382 nucleotides long. RefSeq names its product suppressor of cytokine signaling 6 (gene Socs6). Lineage: Eukaryota; Metazoa; Chordata; Mammalia; Rodentia; Muridae. Gene Ontology annotation, molecular function: 1-phosphatidylinositol-3-kinase regulator activity. The record is from RefSeq and is a predicted model, not a curated record. Gene Ontology annotation, biological process: intracellular signal transduction; phosphatidylinositol phosphate biosynthetic process; protein ubiquitination. Gene Ontology annotation, cellular component: phosphatidylinositol 3-kinase complex.
CCGGGGCUCCUUCGCGGCGGCUCCGCUCCCGCCUGGGCCGCGGCCGCGCGCCCUCCCUUCGGGGAGGAGGAAGAGGAGGAAGGAGGAGCGGCUGUAGGAGGAGGGUCGAGCGCGGCAGUCGCGCCGCCGCCCGGAGGAAGCAGAGCCCGCGGCUGCAGGGUUUUCAUUUCAUAUGGGGGAAUGGUAGUAUGCUGGUCAGAUUUUUGUCAACUGGACACAAGCUACAGUUAUUUGGAAAGAAGAACUCUAAAUUGAGAAAAUGCCUCCAUAAGAUUUGCCUGUAGAAAAUAGCUUCAGAGGUUAAAUGAAGCCGGGCAGAAUUCACCCAUGAGGCAUCGCAGCCCCUCCCGAUGUUUGGGCAUAACUGCUCCAGAACCAAAUUGACCCAUUUGGAUUAGUUAACUUUUGACAAAAUGAAGAAAAUCAGUCUCAAGACCUUCAGGAAAUCUUUUAACCUGAGUAAAAGCAAAGACGAAACUGAGUUCAUGGUGGUUCAGCCCCAGUCCCUUGCUGGUGACUUCGUGAAAGAUGACUCUUUAUUCGGGAGCUGUUAUGGCAAAGACAUGGCCAGUUGUGACAUUGGCGGCGAGGAUGAGAAAGGGAAGAACAGAUCCAAAAGCGAGAGCCUGAUGGGCACUUUGAAGAGGCGGUUGUCCGCCAANCAGAAGACCAAGGGCAAGGGCGGCACUGCGCCUACAGAUGAGGACACUUUCUCCUCAGCUUCAGCUCCUGGUGGACUCAAGGAUGUGCGUGCUCCGCGGCCCAUCCGUUCCACAUCACUGAGAAGCCACCAUUAUAGCCCCACGCCCUGGCCGCUGCGUCCCACCAGCUCGGAGGAGACGUGCAUCAAGAUGGAGAUGCGAGUGAAAGCGCUGGUGCAUGCUGCCAGCCCAGGACCAGUCAACGGUGUGCGCAAGGAGCUGCGGGAGCUGCAGCCCAAGGAGCUGCGGGAGCUGCAGCCCAGGGAGCUACUGCAGCCCAGGGAGCUACGAGACCUGCAGCCAGAGCCGCGCCCUGAGUCCCGCUGCAGCCCCAGCUCACCCGGGGACCUGAGCCUCCACCUGGAGGAACACGUGCCUGUAGUAAUCGGACUCAUGUCUCAGGACUACCUUCAGUACACCGUGCCUUUAGAUGACGGGAUGUGCCCUCUUGAAGNGCCGCGCAGCUGCUGCCUGGAUACGUCUUCUCCCAUGGAGGUGUCAGCCGUACCCCUGCCGGGGGCGAGUGGUGCCUUCUCCGAAGACGACAGUCAUGUGGACCAGGACCUGGUUGUAGGCCCAGAGAUCCUUGUGGAUUCAUCAGUGAACAAUUUGUUGAUUGGCACCACAGGAGUUAUGUUGCAGAGCCCUAGAGGAGGUCAUGAUGACGCCCCUCCCCUCUCA